Microdochium trichocladiopsis is the source of this 2006-nucleotide messenger RNA. RefSeq lists its product as uncharacterized. The coding region runs from base 1 to 1734 and encodes 577 amino acids. Gene Ontology annotation, molecular function: acetylglucosaminyltransferase activity. The record is from RefSeq and is a predicted model, not a curated record. Lineage: Eukaryota; Fungi; Ascomycota; Sordariomycetes; Xylariales; Microdochiaceae. The transcript has 5 exons.
AUGGCCGCGUCUUUGGUUCGUCUAAGUCAGAGCGUCGACUCGAUUGCUCAUUGGACCUCUGACCGGGGCACACUCCUCGUCGUGGUGAUCGAAGACUACAUCGGGCAUGAGGACGAAGUCGCCGACCUGCUUGUACAGUUUCACAGCCUCAAGAUCAACGCCAUCUUCAUACCGCCCAUCGCCAGCAACCAUUCCAUGUCUCAAUCACAUUUUGCAGUUCUCAGCAAGAUGCUCGCCGAAAGCGGGCCAGAGACAAAGUGGUUCGCUCUGCUUGACGACGACACGUUCUUUCCGCACCUGGAGCCUUUAUCCACGGCACUCAGCUCUCUUGAUCACGAAAACAAAGACCUUUAUGUUGGCGGGCUGACGGAGGACUGGGGCUCUCUCACGCGAUUCGGUCUCAUGGCUUAUGGCGGUGCUGGCGUAUAUCUCUCUGCACAUCUGGCCAGGAAGAUCGGGAACCUGGACCAGCUCCUCCAGUGCAUCGAGGAGUCCCCGCCUCAGUUGGGAGACAUAAUCAUCCGUGACUGUGUCUACCGCCACAGUAGGGCGCGUCUGACCGUGCUGCCAGAUCUGAACUGCUUCCUUCAACGAUUCAUCUUUGGCAACGAUACUGUCCUUAGUAAUGGCUACUCGAUCACCGUGUACCCAAAGGGCAAGGACCCGAAGUACGAGUACAGCAUGGGGCCGCUGCGCGACAGGGUGCCCGACAGUGAUCACAAAACGUACUACCUCAAGUACACGGAAGUCAGGGCAGAUCUCAUGAGACAGCUGCCUCAGAGGAAGCACAUGUACCUCGAAAACUAUCUGACAGUCACAGAAAUAUGGCGAUCAGCAGGCAAGAAGGCAAAGCGUGGAAGCAUGAAUCACUAUGCCGACAUUGACAGACUACUCGUCCUCCUCGCUGUUCCUCCUUCUGAUGACCGCAGAGCUGAGUCCUUUGGGACUCGUUAUGCAUGCCUGGACACGGUAUGGCGCGAGGACGAUGUACACCGGGAACUGAGUCCUAGAAUCAAGACGGGAAUCAAGACGGGGAAGGCAACCUCGAGUUUUACCAGCAGAAAUCUAUCAAGAGAUAGGCAGCCGUCCAGCAGUCGGCGCGAGGACUGGGAUACAGAUACCAAGGAUCUCUUGCAAGAGCUCUGUGAAGGCGUUAUCCACUACAUCUUGUCGCUCGACGAGCGCUUCCGCUUCGAGCACAAAGUCGUCUUCGCCGCAGUCAACAUUGCUCUCCGUGCCAUCCUCAAACCUGAAAAAUGGGCCAUUUUUGAGCCGACCAGGGAGGUGCUCUACGCGAAGGUCGGCAGCGCAUGUCUUGACAUGGCACUCGGCCUCACUGCAGUCCACAGAGCCAUCGUUGAGGCGAUGCUGGAGACCGCAGUCAUGGAUACAGAUCGCCAGCUCUCCAUGGACAGCAUUCUCAGCACACGGGCGAGCAUCCUGCACCGCAUUGGCCACUGCGUCAACGGCUCAACCCCAAUCCACUUCCUCGACUUUGUGUAUCCUCCCGAUUCGCGCACCCCCUUGGAGCAAUACAUACGCUUCGAAGUCUUGCGUGUCCUCCGGGCUGCACUGGUGGAGCCGUCUUUCUUCUCUUGCUCUGCGAGCCAGAUGGUGGCUGCGGCAGUCUCUGCAACGUGGCGUCGUCGGUUCGGAAUCCCCUGGGCGGAGCCGCUCGAUUCCCUUCCUGGUCACCAUUACGAAGAAAUCAAGUGGAUAGCGGACCUUCUGUAAUGUCGCAAGUGAGUUGCGGGGUGCGGUGAUUCCCGGCUCAUACUCUCUACAAGAAUGUCUUAUGUGUAUGGGAAGGACGUUCGUAAAACAAUGUCAAGGGUACCCAUAGAUUUCUUGCCCUACGGAACCUCCUCGCCGCGGUCUGGGAAGGUGAGACAUAGUGUCUGGCAGUGUAGGUGCGGGCCAUUCGUAGGCGAAUCGACAUUUGUAUGUACAUAAAGCUGGUCAAUGUAUCUCUCGUUUAGUUACACUUCCUGUCAAGAAUUUGCCCG